UAUGCUUACAUUCGAGUAACGACAAACUAGCAGUUUGAAAUUAGCAGUAAUUAGAUAAGUUAACGAAUAUUUAAAUACAGUCAAUAUAUACACUAACGAAAAUGAUAAUGCUUUAGACGUACAGAAACACAAUCUACAUUUAAACAAAAAUGAGCCAAUGUCAAAGUUAACCGCAAACUGGAGCCAAAACAUUUAGCAGCCGCAUUCAGAGAGCAAAUCAACUCAACGAUCCAAACAAAUCAGGAAUUAUUAAGCCUUUGGUUUUAGCUUUAACUCGGAGAGGAACGAUUUUUGGAAACGACUACGAAAUGCCUUCAGCAGCCAUGGUGCCACCACAGUCAGCGACAGCGAAGAAACGGCCAUCCGCCAUAAAGGAGGAGGGUAUGACGCCCAAGAAGACGGCCCUGAUUAUUGUCACCGUCAUAGGAUGCAUUGCCAUAUUGUGGCCAAAGGUCUUCCAUCCCAUGAUGUUCGGUUCUGUGCCGCCGCCCAAACAGCAGAACUUAAAGGAGCAGCGGAGCGGGGCACCGGGCGGCUGUUGCGAUGUCGUGCUUGACAGGGAGCAAUUCAUGAACGCUUCGAAGCCGGAUGGUGCCGUACCAUUUGGCCCCCACCUGUACCGGAAGCAUAUUAACCUCUACACGGGUGAAAUAAGUCUGCGACAGGAGCGUCCGGCCCACCUGCAUCCGGAGUCCAUAUAUCAGGCGAUGCGUGAGCGUGGUCGCGCCAUUCCCGCCACGCCCACCGUGCCGAUUGUUGAACGCAAAAGUUCACCAAGCAAUCCGCCACCGCGCCUCGUUGACGGACGGCCUGGUCCGAUUCCUGGCAUGCGUCCUCCAAUGGGCGCCGGAGCGCUGCAACAGCCCCAGCAGCGAGGCAGCAGCAUGGGUUUUCUAAUGCCGCUCUACACAAUCGGAAUUGUCGUGUUCUUUGGCUAUACGAUAAUGAAGAUUGCAUUCAAGAAGCAAGUGCCAAAUGCCCCGUACGGACCAGCCCCAUCGGAUCCCGGCUUCCGUCAGCAGGUGUUUGCCCCACAGGAGCACAGCCAGGUGGAGGAUUUGGGCGGCACCAAAUUGGGCUGGCGAGAACACCAGACAAGAAUUGCAGCAGUUAAGCCGCAGGCGCUGGAGACCCCAACGAAUGGAAGACAGCGCAGCCACGACGAGGAGCUCUACAAUGUCAGCCUGUCGGCCACCAAGGUGGCCAGCAGUCUGUCCAACUCCCUCAGGCAGCACCAGGAGCAGAUGGAGAAGGAGCAGCUGAUGGAGAUUGAGAAGCUGCGCCAGAAGCUCGAGGAUACGGAGCGGGCGAUGGCCAAGCUGAUUGCCGAAAUGAAUACCGAUCAGUAUGAGGCAAAGCAAAACGACAACGAAAAAACGAAAGAACAACUGGAGAAGGAGAACAUUUCCAAUGGGCAUGUAAACACCAACAUCGACCAGGGUGCAAAGGCAGCCAAACAGCAGCCACAUCAACAGCAGAGGAAGCGUCGGGACCUAAGCGCUGAGCGGGAACUAACGGUAUUGGGCAUGGAGGUAACAGCCAGUUGCGAGGGCGGCCGCAAAUGGCACGGACGCCCUCCAACGCCUGUUUUCCGAGCACCAAGCGAACAUUCCAAAUUGGAAGGAAAUCUACCCGAGCCGCAGUCCAUUUACUUGGAAGGCGCUCUGGCACACGACUCACAGAUUUUGGUGGCCGACGCCGAGACCAAGUGCGAAGAGGUCUACGAUGCUGAGCUCAAUGGAUCCGCCGAGGAACCAGCCGUCAUUCUUAGCAGCAAGAUGACAUUAUCAUUGAUUAAUUUGGAUGCAAAUCAACAAAAUGGCAAUGUGGGCAGGCCGGAAAUCGAGAGUCCCCUGGCUGACGAUAUCGAAAUAAUUGGCCAUGAUGAGCAAUAGAGAAACGAUUCGGCUCUGAGAGAUAUACAUACUACAUACAUACAUAUAUGCAAAUCGAAUUUUAUAUAUUUGUAUAUUGUUUGGCAAAGUUGAUGAUGACAUAAUUUUGAUGAAACGAAACGAUCGCAGGAGCAGAGUGAAAUAAUUAGCAAAUUACGACUGAUUAACAUGAAACAGAAUUGCCAAUAAUUUGAUAACUAAUUUGUAUAUACAUAUUGUAUGUUUUGAUAUAUUCGUUUUGUUUUCGAAAACGCCAACUGCUCUAUGGCCCCUCCAACACCCAACACUGCUCUACGAAACUGUUCCCCACUUUGGUCAAAUCUACUCGUAAUGUAAUCCCACUUGCACGCAGAGUCUCACCAAAUGCGUAAACCCUACGAUCCAUGAUCCGAUCCGCAUGAUUUUAUGUGAAUAAUGUUAGUUUGAAACUCAAGGCAAGAACUAGUCUACCACUAAGCUAAGCGCAUACAGCACACUAAAUUCAAAAUCGCAUCGUCUAUUAUUCUGCACUCUAUAAUACAUACUUUUCGCAUAACAGAAACCUUUUCUCUUCUCGUUGCGUGGGAAGGAUAAAUUACCUUAAUAAAAAGCGUUCUAUUGCACCUUAA
Molecule: messenger RNA, 2503 nt
Organism: Drosophila obscura
Lineage: Eukaryota; Metazoa; Arthropoda; Insecta; Diptera; Drosophilidae
Gene: RIC-3
Product: resistance to inhibitors of cholinesterase protein 3
Exons: 12
Coding region: 309-1895 (528 amino acids)
Biological process (GO): protein localization to cell surface; synaptic transmission, cholinergic
Cellular component (GO): neuronal cell body; neuron projection; intracellular membrane-bounded organelle
Source: RefSeq, a predicted model, not a curated record